UGAGAGCUGAACAGCGCCACAGGGGUGGGGACGGGCGAGAAGUCUAAAGGGGCGAAUCUAAAGGACCAGCAGAAGGGCAAGAAUCCCGCGCCGCCGGCCUCGGUGCUCAGGCCGUCUCUGGGAUAGGAGCAGCCCCGUCUGAGGCGAACGGGCGAACGUCCAGUGUCCGCUGAGUCUGGCCAGGCGCCCGGCCCGGGCCCCGCCCCCCAGGCCCGGCCGCAGGAGGAUUAAGCCUCGAGGAACGCCCGUUGGGAGCGGCGUGGGGGCGGACCCCAGAGGAGGUCAGAGGUCGAGCGGAAGCUGGGGCUACAUCCGGCGGCCUGCCUGAGACAAGGCGAUGGCCAAACAUCACCCGGAUUUGAUUUUCUGCCGCAAGCAGGCCGGCGUCGCCAUCGGGAGGCUGUGUGAGAAAUGCGAUGGCAAGUGUGUGAUCUGUGACUCCUAUGUCCGUCCCUGCACACUGGUCCGGAUAUGUGAUGAGUGUAACUACGGCUCAUACCAGGGCCGCUGUGUGAUCUGUGGGGGCCCUGGAGUGUCUGAUGCCUAUUACUGCAAAGAGUGUACCAUCCAGGAGAAAGAUCGAGAUGGUUGUCCAAAGAUUGUCAACCUGGGGAGCUCCAAGACUGACCUCUUCUAUGAACGAAAGAAGUAUGGCUUUAAGAAGAGGUGAUUGGCUUGACCCUUCUUGCCCCACCACCACUCUGCUGCCCCUCUUGGAGAAGACAUUUUCACUACCCUCCCCACCACCACACUUCGCCCCUCGCCCAGAAAUGUGGCAGAGGCAAAACCGGAUCCUGCCUAGAGAUGGAUGGCAUCAGGGAACUACCAGUAGGGCUCUGAGCUGGACCUUUUCUUACAGAAGGGAAGCUGGGGUGCUAUCCCUGCCCCCGUUGAAGUGGUGUCUCUUUAGUCUAGCACCACCAUCACCACCACCAAGAGUGAGGAAUGGCUUCUAGCAUGGGGGGGGGGUCCUUACUUUCCCCUUUUCCCCCCCAUCUCCUGUCAAAGGAGGCCUGGAGGUCCUCUCUGUAGCUGUAGUGUGUGUUAAUAAAGUUGGGGUUUAUUUUCUA
This is a messenger RNA of Gracilinanus agilis (Agile Gracile Mouse Opossum), 1070 nucleotides long. It is a transcript of the gene PHF5A, whose product is annotated as PHD finger protein 5A. The record is from RefSeq and is a predicted model, not a curated record. Lineage: Eukaryota; Metazoa; Chordata; Mammalia; Didelphimorphia; Didelphidae. Gene Ontology annotation, cellular component: catalytic step 2 spliceosome; U2 snRNP; precatalytic spliceosome. Bases 338 to 670 code for a protein of 110 amino acids. The transcript has 4 exons. Gene Ontology annotation, biological process: mRNA splicing, via spliceosome.